Messenger RNA from Pseudopipra pipra, 1570 nucleotides. RefSeq names its product filaggrin-2-like. NCBI's taxonomy places the organism in Eukaryota, Metazoa, Chordata, Aves, Passeriformes, Pipridae. Bases 1 to 1218 code for a protein of 405 amino acids. The transcript is spliced from 3 exons. The record is from RefSeq and is a predicted model, not a curated record.
AUGGGCGGGGGGCCCGGGUGGAGCCGGGGGGUCCGGAGGGGUCCCGGGGGUCCGGAGGGGUCCCGGUGCUCCGCGGGGUCCUGGCGGUCCCGGGGGUCUCGGUUCAGGACACAAACAUGCACACGCACACACACACACACACGGGUGUCACACACACACACAGGUGUCACACACACACACACAGGUGUCACACACACACACACACGGGUGUCACACACACACACAGGUGUCUCACACACACACACAGGUGUCACACACACACACACAGAGGUGUCACACACACACACAGGUGUCUCACACACACACACAGGUGUCACACACACAGGUGUCUCACACACACACACAGGUGUCACACACACACACAGGUGUCUCACACACACACACAGGUGUCACACACACAGGUGUCACACACACAGGUGUCUCACACACACACACACAUGUGUCUCACACACAGGUGUCACGCACACACACACAGGUGUCACACACACACAGGUGUCUCACACACACACACACACACAGGUGUCUCACACACACACACACACACACACACACGGGUGUCACACACACACAGGUGUCACACACACACACACACACAGGUGUCACACACACACAGGUGUCACACACACACACAGGUGUCUCACACACACAGGUGUCACACACACACACACAUGUGUCUCACACACACACAGGUGUCACACACACACACAGGUGUCACACACACACACACAGGUGUCACACACACACACACACACACACACACGGGUGUCACACACACACACAGGUGUCACACACACAGGUGUCUCACACACACACACAGAGGUGUCACACACACACAGGUGUCUCACACACACACACACAGGUGUCUCACACACACACACACACCCGUGUGCCCCCACACAUGUGAAAUGUCCACCUGUGCAGCCACAGCUCACACGGGCCAGUGUCUGUGAGCACACACAGGUGCACAGCACAGGUGUGCACACACGUGUGCCCUGUUCACAGACACUUGCACAGCUCACACCUGUAUCUUCACACCUGCACACUCACACACCUGUACACUCACACCUGUGUGUUCACACCUGCACAUUCACACACCUGUACAUUCACACCUGUACAAUCACACCUGUGUGUUCACACCUGUCCACUCACACCUGUACAUUGACACCUGUACACUCACACCUGUGUGUUCACAUCUGUACACUCACACCUGUACAUUGACACCUGUACACUCACACCUGUACGUUCACAUACCUGUACACUCACACCUGUGCAUUCACACCUGUGUGUUCACACCUGUACAUUCACAUACCUGUACACUCACACCUGUGUGUUCACACCUGUACACUCACACCUGCACACUCACACACCUGUACACUCACACCUGUACAUUCACACACCUGUACACUCACACCUGUACAUUCACACCUGUACAUUCACACCUGUGCAUUCACACACCUGUACAUUGACACCUGUACACUCACACCUGUACAUUCACACCUGUACACUCGUUACAACCCGCCCCAGAAAAAGGGAGGGGCGUAACCCAGGUUUUUAUCAAUAAUUCCCUUGG